Molecule: messenger RNA, 900 nt
Organism: Penicillium salamii
Lineage: Eukaryota; Fungi; Ascomycota; Eurotiomycetes; Eurotiales; Aspergillaceae
Source: the annotation of a GenBank genome assembly
AUGGCCACAAAACGAAAUGUGAUUGUCUUCGGCGCAACAGGCGAUGUGGGCUCUGCGGCAGCGCUACAAGCCCACCAAGAAGGUGCCAAAGUCUCUCUCGCCGUCCGAGACACGGCAAAGCCGAUCCCCAAAUUAGAUGGCAUCCAGUUCAACAAGAUCUCAGCGGAUCUCACUGAGCCAGAGAGUGUCCAAGCUGCUGCCCGUCAAUCCGGUGCCACUGUGGCUUUCAUCUAUGUUGUCGGAGACGGUCAAAUGCAGGACAGUCUUCGAGCUCUGAAAGAAGGCGGUGUUCAAUCCGUGGUUUUCCUGAGUAGCUUUACUGUCUCAGGUGACAUUCGCGCCACGAUCUCCUCAGAUUUUAUUGCUUAUCGCCACGCACAAGUGGAGGUUCAAUUGGAAGAGGUUUUCGGGAAUGAGAAUUUCGUUGCAAUUCGCCCAGCUUAUUUCUCAAGCAACUCGCUGAACUCUAAAAGGGGUAUUAUCGAGGGAGAUGUCAAACUACCGAACCCCAACGCGGAAUUUGAUUGGAUUUCACCAGAUGAUGUGGGACGAGUUUCCGGCAUAAUUCUCGCCCACGGCGCCACAGAGCAUGUUGUGGGGAUUGUCGGCCAAGAGAAGCUGGCCCUGAAAGACGCAAUGGGAGUGAUUGGCGGGGUAUUGGGCAAGUCCAUCAAAGUAACCAAGAUCGGGGAAGAAGAAGCGGUGAAGCAAUUGUGCGAGAUAGGAAUCCCUACGCCGGUUGCCGCUUGGAUGGUCCAUGAUGCGGUGUAUGAUGCAGGCAAGUCACUGCACGCAGACGAGUAUCAAGGUGCCUCUGAAAGUGUGCUGAAGUACACCGGAAAGGCUCCAGCCAGUCUCAAGCAAUGGGUCGAGAAGAAUCGGCAGAGAUUUGAGCUUUAG